AUGCCUCCAGUCAUCUUCAUAUCUACUCCAGAAGAGCUCUCUUCCAUGCUAGCAACGCUCGAAGACCUACCGGUAUCCCCACCAAGUUUGUACAUCGAUCUGGAAGGCGCAAAGCUCAGUAGAAAUGGUACAAUCGCUCUACUGACACUGUACGUACUACCCAAAAAGACAGUGUAUCUGAUAGACAUCUAUACCUUGGGCGCUCGCGCAUUCUCUACACCAACCACUGCAGCAACAGCAAGCGCGACUGCGCCUCUUGCUACUACGUCCGACACAGUAGACCUCACAGCAGACGCCGGAAAGCCUGCAACAACUCUGAAGCUCAUUCUAGAGACACCAGAAAUCCCCAAAGUCUUCUUCGAUGUACGCAACGACUCCGACGCCCUCUUCUCCCACUACGCCAUCUCCCUCGCCGGCAUCCACGACAUCCAACUCAUGGAGCUAGCAACCACUACACGCGGUUCCCGUGAAUACCUAUUGGGGUUGUCCAAAGCCAUCGACUACAACUCCUCACGCCUCAACAUAACACCGAAGCAGAUGCAGGUGUGCAGAACCAUUAAAGAGACUGGCCUCAACCUUUUUGCUCCGGAGCGUGGUGGCAGAUAUGCAGUCUUUGAGGAAAGACCGUUGCGACAAGCAAUAAAGGACUACUGCGUGCAGGAUGUGGUUCACAUGCCUGGGCUAUGGAAGCUUUAUGGUAGUAGGAUGACAGAAGGAGGCUUUUGGUGGGCCAUGGCUGCGGAGGGUUCAGCAAGCAGGGUGGAAGAGAGUCAUCAGAUCAGAUAUCGACCAGAUGGAGAACACAAGAGGUACGGAUGCUGGAGUCCUGCGCAGAUCAAAGAGGCUAGACGGCGCUGGAAUGCUGGGCAGCGGAGCAAUCUGUGUGGAUAA
Molecule: messenger RNA, 891 nt
Organism: Alternaria ventricosa
Lineage: Eukaryota; Fungi; Ascomycota; Dothideomycetes; Pleosporales; Pleosporaceae
Exons: 1
Coding region: 1-891 (296 amino acids)
Biological process (GO): nucleobase-containing compound metabolic process
Molecular function (GO): nucleic acid binding; 3'-5' exonuclease activity
Source: RefSeq, a predicted model, not a curated record